AUAAUGAUUACAAUAAUAUGAAGCUUCCUGCUUACUAAGAGACUCACUUAUUUUGUUUAUCAUUUCGUGACAACUGGUUUUCAAGCUUCCUCAACAGCUGCACUGAAGCGCAGCAUUUAAAUCUAAAUAAAAAACAGAAAAUAUAAAAUGGAUGGAAAAAGAGAGAGAGAAUGCGAUUCAACACGCUGGCUUAAUGUAUUUUAGCGCUUGGGGCGCACACAUUAAAAACCACAGCAAUAACAACGACAACGCGAGAGAUGCCAUCAACAAAAAGCAGCUAAGGAUGAAGGGCGAGGCAGAGCGGGGCAGGGCAGCGCAGGGCGUAGGAAGCUGAAAGCUGAAGGCGCCGCAAUCCUGAAACAUAUGCCACAACAACAAGGCAGAGCAAGUGAAGUGUAGCUCCAGGUGUUUGGCUGUUUGGCUGUUUAGCUGUGUGACCAGCUGCCGCAAUUCCCACGAUACUUGCCACAAAUGUGCUCAAAUGUGCACAGAAAUGUGACAACAAUGUGACUAAAAUUGACUUUCCGUAAUGCGUAUUACAAUUACGUACGUAAGCGUGAAAUCGCUAAAAUUUGACAAAUCAUCGGACAAACAAUAGAAACGGCAACAUAGAUAAAAGCAUGUGCUGCCAAUAUGGCAUUAAGUCCAGUCUUAUCCGUUAAGUGUGCAGAGUAAGAGUACAAAACCUAUUGCAAGGCAUCAAUCAUAAAUACAUUAUUUAAGCUGCAGGCCAAUCGACAACAGCAACAACAAUAUGGAUGGCUUUGUGUCUUUUAGUCCAUUGUGUGCAUGUGUCUGGAGAGGGGAGGCGAGAGUUUGCGGCUAAUUGCAUUUGCUCGGCCAGAAAGCUUAGACGUAACUCGAUAAGCUCGCAUGCUUUCGGCUCUGUCCGUUGGCAUUUUGACUCAAUUAUGAAAUUUUGCAGCAAUUAAAAGUUAAUGAGAUAUGCAACGACAACAUUGUCCGCCAGCGGGUCUUUCAUUGUCAACCACCUCGCAACCGGGCCUCGCAACCUAAAGUCGAAGCCACGCUGAAAAGUAGGCAACACAAAUUGUGAGGUGCGUGCCAGGUUCGAUGGUGCGUAUGCGUGAUUUUUAAUUGCUAUUGCAGCGCAAACCACAAUAAUGACACUGUAAGGCUUGCAUGUUCCGCAACGAUUUGUCCAAUUAUACGGGGUCCUUUGCAUAAAUACGUCUAAAUAGUGAAUAUGACUGAUUUGCACUUGAGAUUAAAGGUGUUUUCGUUUUAUGAGUCAAUAAACAUGUACAAUAAAUAUGCGAAUGGAGCGCAGCGAGGUGCAAACGAGGCCUUGCCACGUUUUCGCAUUCCAGAUAAAACGCGAUUAAAUUCAUUUUGCUCGCUCCUGGAUUUGUCGGCUGUCUGUCAUCCAGUGUAAACACUUUGAUUGCUAGCCAAUAAAAUGCUCGCUGCUCGUUUGGCGAAAUAUGUCAGGCAUGUGUUGAAAUGCCAUUCUCAAUGGCAGCAAUGACUGUCGAUACUCAACUAGCGUGUAAUUCAGUUGCGAAUCGACAAUGGACAACUUCAAAGCAGAGCUAAUGCUCAACCAGCACAGCGUUGUGCGCUCCAACAUGGAACCAUUAACUCAGCUGCAUACAAUCAACAACAGCUUCGUUUUGGACAUUGUACUGCGUCUCGAUCGCAGCAAGCAUUUCAAGAACUUUGUGUUCUUCAUCUCGGAGCAGCUGAAUCUCAACAAUGCUGGUGCCAUCGAGUUCUUUGGCAAUUUCUGGCUCACAUUUCCAUAUGUACCCAGAAUAUUUGUCAGACGACCAAUCGAAUCAGACAAAUCGAUCAGAGAUCUCAUAAGCACACCUUCGUUGGUGCUCAUCUGCACAACGAAUCGCAGUGAUCCCAUCAUGGACGUGGCAAGUCAGAGUCUUCGGGGAAUGCGUUGGCUAAAGACUAUCUUUGUGCUCUUUCCCAAAUUGCGAACGGACCAGGAUCACAGUGAAGCGCUCUCCUCUCAAGUUAAGGAUGUGCUCGACUGGACAUGGACCAAACAGUUUAUUAACACGUUUCUCCUAACCAUCAAGAAUAAUUUAUUUCUGCUUCAGCCAUAUCCAACGCCCAAGGUUGUGAAUAAAACGCGUACCUGGCGCUCCAAGCAUCUGUUCAAAGAUACCAGCAGUAUCAUCAACACCAAAGGAUAUAAGAUACGUACUCCCGUAUUCGAUGAUCUGCCUCGUGUAUUCAAGGGAAUUGAUCAAAAGGUUUACGGCACGAGUGCCGAGUUUUUCAAGGAUUUCCUCGAGUUUAUCAAUGCCGAGAUUGUGGACACAAGCGCCAAUCUGAGCAUCAAGUCAUUCGACUUGCCCACUCUGCUGGAGCUGGUUGCUCAGGGUGUCUACGAGACAUUGAUACACUCAUUUACGGAUCUGAUUGGCAACUAUUCGGUGAGCAUUAGCUAUCCGCUUGGCAUCAACGACUGGUGCAUCAUGGUGCCCUACAGCAACGAGUCCUUCCAGGAGUUGUACGUCCGCGAGGCUCUGCAGAACAGCGUUUGGCUGCUCUUGCUCCUGGCCAUUGCCUACAUGAGCUUCGCCAUCUGGCUGUGCUCCCCACAACGGCCACGUGAUCUAAGUGGCGCUGUGCUUCAGUGCAUCUGCAGCAUUACAAACAAUCCGCCAUUGUCGAUCAUGAAACCAGCUACGCUGCGAAUGCGCUUUCUCUACGUGAUACUAUUCAUCAUGGGUCUCAACUGCUCCAACAUGUACAUCUCCAAGAUGGCCAGCUACUUGACUUCGGCACCUCAACCUCGACAACUAAACACGCUGCAGGACAUUAUUGAUGCGGAUUUGCGCAUCCUGGUGCAGGGCUAUGAGUACGAUCGUCUGGCGAGAUCACCGCAAACCUAUCCGCCACGCUUCUUGCAACAGGUGGACAUCGUCAAUGCUGAUGUACUUCAGCAUCAUCGGGACAGGAUGAAUGCCAGUUAUGGCUACUUUGUGCCCUCAGAUCGUUGGGAUUUCAUGAACUUGCAACAGAAGCACCUGCGGUGGCCCAUCUUUCGAUUGACAGAGAUCUGUUCGGGUCCCUUCUACCAUGUUUAUCCUAUGCACCUCGAUUCGCAUCUUCGCUCGCCGCAUCAGAACUUUAUCUUGAUUUCACAACAGUCUGGCCUGAAGGUUCAUUGGAAACGUGAGGCUUUCUGGGCAGCUCUGCGCAUGCACUACUUUCGGCUAUACAUCGACCAGGAUGAACCAACGCCUCUCAGCAUGAGCUUCAUCUCUAGCAUGGUGCGCACCUGGUGUCUGGGUCUGGUGCUUGCCGGAUUGGCAUUUGUUUUCGAGAUGAAGUGGCAUGAGCUUAUGAGAAUUUACAGGCGAUUCAGGAGAACCUAGAGUAUAAUAGUACUUUAU
Molecule: messenger RNA, 3380 nt
Organism: Drosophila sulfurigaster albostrigata
Lineage: Eukaryota; Metazoa; Arthropoda; Insecta; Diptera; Drosophilidae
Gene: Ir56d
Exons: 1
Coding region: 1533-3362 (609 amino acids)
Source: RefSeq, a predicted model, not a curated record